Messenger RNA from Mus musculus (house mouse), 1087 nucleotides. It is a transcript of the gene Gins1, whose product is annotated as GINS complex subunit 1. Gene Ontology annotation, cellular component: cytoplasm; GINS complex; CMG complex. The transcript is spliced from 7 exons. Lineage: Eukaryota; Metazoa; Chordata; Mammalia; Rodentia; Muridae. Gene Ontology annotation, biological process: DNA replication. The record is from RefSeq and is marked validated. The coding region runs from base 126 to 716 and encodes 196 amino acids.
AAAGCGAGGAGCUGGUUGCUGGUGUUGUGCGACUCUGAACAAUAGAAGUGCCGCGGCCUGGGAACUAGCGACCGUUUGGGGUGACUUGGCAGUUGACGGGACCACGGGACCCGGGCGCGUCCGUCAUGUUCUGCGAAAAAGCUAUGGAGCUUGUCCGCGAGUUACACCGCGCGCCGGAAGGGCAGCUGCCGGCCUUUAAUGAGGACGGACUCAGACAAGUUCUGGAGGAGAUGAAAGCUUUGUAUGAACAAAACCAGUCUGAUGUGAAUGAAGCCAAGUCAGCUGGACGAGGGGAUCUGAUACCAACCGUCAAAUUUCGGCACUGUGCUUUGUUAAGAAAUAGACGCUGCACGAUAGCAUACCUGUAUGACCGGUUGCUUCGGAUUAGAGCACUCAGGUGGGAAUAUGGGAGUGUCUUGCCAAAUAGUUUACGAUUCCACAUGUCUGCUGAAGAAACGGAGUGGUUCAACCAUUAUAAAAAGUCUCUUGCUACUUACAUGAGGUCGCUGGGAGGAGAUGAAGGCUUGGACAUCACACAAGAUGUGAAGCCCCCCAAAAGCCUAUAUAUUGAAGUGCGGUGUUUAAAAGACUAUGGAGAAUUUGAAGUUGAUGAUGGCACUUCAGUCCUGCUUAAAAAGAAUAGUCAGCACUUUUUGCCUCGGUGGAAGUGUGAGCAGUUAAUCAGACAAGGAGUUCUAGAGCACGUGCUGUCCUGACUGUGUCCUGUGGUGACAGCAGCUGGAUGUGAAGCUAAGCCAACUCACAGAAGGAAACGUCCUCACUGGACCUCCCCCUCCUUGGUUUUAAAUUGACAGACAUGCAUUAACAUAACCAAGAUGGGCUGGGGUCCAGCUCAUUGGUAGAGCACCUGCUUAGGAUUUGAGAAACCCAGAGUUUCAUCCCUAGUACCUCAAGAAACAAGACAACAAAAAUCAAAGACAAAACCAAGAACUCUUGGCUAGGAGCAUAAGCUGCCAGCUCUUAAGCCUUUGUUACAGGUUAUAUCUCUAGUUAUUCCAUUCCCACAGUAAUAUUGUACUCUUAUAAUUGAAAAUAAACAGUCUUUGGUUUGAAUCUGUUUUCACAA